Messenger RNA from Striga hermonthica, 708 nucleotides. The record is from the annotation of a GenBank genome assembly. NCBI's taxonomy places the organism in Eukaryota, Viridiplantae, Streptophyta, Magnoliopsida, Lamiales, Orobanchaceae.
AUGGCCUUUAAAUGGGUUUCAUCAUCACCAAACAUCAAUUGCGAAUUCCAAGUGAGGAACAAAAUUAUAAUUAACCACACGCUAAUUGCGCCAAGAGCUUCUUCUGCUAAGAGAAAUCAACUUUCAAUGGUACCCAAAAAGAAGUCUCGACGACGUCUGAUUACCAUAUCAACAUCCCAAGGAAGAUGGGACAGUAAAUGGGAGUGCAAUUACGUAUUUUCACUGCAUCAACUACAACUGCACGAUCUAGUGGACGACGACAUUCACAAAGACACGGACGUUUUCAUUAACCUUUCCCUUGAGAAGCAUGCUGGACUUGGGUUAUCGGUAGAAGGAGCGAUCACAACAUGCAUAAAUAGGAAAUGUUGCAAUUGUUGCUCCCCCUACUCGAGUGAGAUCAACACAACUUUUAAAGUUUGGAUUAUUCCAUCAACCAGACUGGUUAGAGACUCAUCUUUUCAUCAACUCCCCGAUAUUGGCACUGAAGAUCCUUCUGUUCUUUAUGUGAAACCUGGAUAUGAAGCCGAUCUUGAUUCAUUGAUACAAGACACGAUUCGACUUGCCAUCUCAGUUAAAGAAACAUGCUCUCAAGCUUGUGAUAAGUCUGAACCUAAAAUGCAUUAUUUGGGUAUAAGAAACUCAGCCUCCACAGAGAAGAGGUGGUUUAAGCUAUUGGAGCUGAAGGAAAAGCACCAUUUCAAAAUCUAA